UGAGGGCGAGCGGGGGGCGCCGCGCUCCUCCCCUCAGCGGCCGCCAGACGGCGGCGGAGGAGGCGGCGCAGGGGGAUGGUGCGGCCGCACCGGCCGCCGCUGCUGCUCCGCACCCGGCCCCGGGCCCCCGGACCCCGCCGCCGCCUCCAGGGCUGUGAGCAGGGCCCGCGGCCCGGGCAGCGAUGAGGGGAAAAAAAAAUCGAUAAAAGCCCCAAGUGCGUGCGUUUCCUCCUAAAUAGCGGCCGAAAACCAACCCAGCGCGCUCUGUGUGUAGAUGCCAGCGAGUGGGGAGCCUCAGGCUCUGCGGUGCUACAGGGCUCAGCCCUCGCCUCGCUGUCCUCUGCCUUUUCCUUUCUAGCCGCCAGCAACUUCCUCCAAGGAGCAAGGCAUCUAUUAACAAGCUAAAAGUGACAGAACCAUGGCUCAGUUUCCAACACCUUUUGGGGGCAACCUGGAUAUCUGGGCUAUUACUGUGGAGGAGAGAGCUAAACAUGAUCAGCAGUUCCACAGUCUGAAACCAACAUCUGGAUUUAUCACUGGUGAUCAAGCUAGAAACUUUUUUUUUCAGUCUGGGUUACCUCAACCGGUGUUAGCACAGAUAUGGGCUCUAGCUGACAUGAACAAUGAUGGGAGGAUGGAUCAGCUGGAGUUCUCAAUAGCUAUGAAACUUAUCAAAUUAAAACUACAAGGUUAUCAACUCCCAUCUGCACUGCCUCCUGUCAUGAAACAGCCACCUAUUGCUCUGCCUAGUGCACCAGGGUUUGGUAUUGGGGGCAUUGCCAGCAUGCCAUCUCUUACAACUGUUGCCCCAGUGCCAAUGGCAUCAAUUCCAGUAGUAGGAAUGUCUCCGCCGUUAGUAUCUUCUGUUCCCGCAGCAGCAGUGCCUCCCCUGGCUAAUGGAGCUCCUGCUGUUAUACAGCCUCUGCCUGCUUUUGCUCAUCCUGCCACGUUGCCAAAGAGUUCUUCCUUUAGUAGAUCUGGUCCUGGAUCGCAGCUAAACACAAAACUGCAAAAGGCACAAUCAUUUGAUGUGGCCAGUGUGCCUCCUGUGGCAGAGUGGGCUGUACCUCAGUCAUCAAGACUGAAAUACAGACAGCUGUUCAAUAGCCAUGAUAAAACAAUGAGUGGACACUUAACAGGUCCACAAGCAAGAACUAUUCUUAUGCAGUCAAGUUUACCCCAGGCUCAGCUGGCUACAAUAUGGAAUCUUUCAGAUAUUGAUCAAGAUGGAAAACUUACAGCUGAAGAGUUUAUUCUGGCUAUGCACUUAAUUGAUGUAGCUAUGUCUGGUCAGCCACUGCCACCUGUACUGCCUCCAGAGUAUAUUCCACCUUCAUUUAGAAGAGUACGUUCUGGUAGUGGCAUAUCUGCUGUAAGUUCAGUAUCUGUAGACCAAAGGUUACCAGAAGAACCAGCAUUAGAAGAAGAACAGCAGCAACUGGAAAAGAAAUUACCAGUUACGUUUGAAGAUAAAAAACGCGAGAACUUUGAACGUGGCAAUCUAGAACUUGAAAAACGGAGGCAGGCUCUCCUGGAACAGCAACGCAAAGAACAAGAGCGUCUAGCACAGCUGGAACGGGCAGAGCAGGAAAGGAAAGAACGUGAGCGGCAGGAGCAAGAACGGAAAAGACAACUGGAGCUAGAGAAACAGUUGGAAAAACAGCGGGAAUUGGAACGGCAGAGAGAAGAGGAAAGGAGGAAAGAAAUAGAAAGAAGAGAGGCUGCAAAACGGGAACUUGAGAGGCAAAGGCAACUUGAGUGGGAACGUAAUCGUCGGCAAGAACUACUAAAUCAAAGAAACAAAGAACAAGAGGACAUAGUUGUUCUAAAAGCAAAGAAGAAGACCUUAGAAUUUGAGCUGGAAGCCCUAAAUGAUAAAAAAAAUCAGUUGGAGGGAAAGCUUCAGGAUAUCAGAUGUCGGCUGUCUACCCAAAGACAAGAAAUUGAGAGUACAAAUAAAUCUAGAGAACUGAGAAUUGCAGAAAUUACCCAUCUGCAACAGCAGCUACAGGAAUCUCAGCAGAUGCUUGGAAGAUUGAUUCCAGAAAAGCAGUUGCUUAAUGAUCAACUGAAGCAAGUUCAACAGAACAGUUUGCAUAGAGAUUCUCUUCUUACUAUCAAAAGAGCCUUAGAAGCCAAGGAGCUAGCCCGUCAACAGCUUCGAGACCAGCUAGAUGAAGUAGAAAAAGAAACCAGAUCUAAACUUCAGGAAAUUGAUAUAUUCAAUAAUCAACUCAAGGAGCUGAGAGAAAUACAUAACAAACAGCAACUACAGAAGCAAAAGAACUUGGAAGCUGAGAGGUUGAAACAGAAGGAACAAGAAAGGAAGACAGAACUAGAAAAGCAAAAAGAGGCUCAAAGACGAAUCCAGGAGCGGGAUAAACAACGGCUUGAUCGAGUGCAACAAGAAGAAGAACUCCAGUGGCAAAAAAAAAAUCAGGAAGAUGAGAAGCAAAAAAGGGAAGAAAUAACCAAGAAGAAAGAAAGCGAGGAUAAGGGGAAACAGGAAAUCCAAGAGAAACUGAGUAAGCUUUCCCAACCACAUCAAGAACCAGUCAAGCCAGCCGUCCAGGCUCCUUGGUCAAAUGCAGAAAAAGCUCCUCUAACAAUUUCUGCUCAGGAGGAUGUAAAAAUAGUGUAUUAUAGAGCACUGUAUCCUUUUGAAUCAAGAAGCCACGAUGAAAUCACUAUUCAGCCUGGCGACAUAGUCAUGGUGGAUGAAAGCCAGACCGGAGAACCUGGGUGGCUUGGUGGAGAAUUGAAGGGAAAAACUGGAUGGUUCCCUGCAAACUACGCAGAGAAAAUACCUGAAAAUGAAGUUCCAGCAUCUGUAAAACCAGUAGUUGAAGCUGCUGCUGCACCUAAAGUUUCUGUGCAUGAAACAACUACAUCACUAGGAACUCCUGCGUCUACAGAGUGCACUACAACUGCCAAUAACUGGGCAGACUUCAGUUCAACAUGGCCUACAAACACUAAUGAGAAACCAGAGACAGAUAACUGGGAUGCCUGGGCAGCUCAGCCGUCUUUGACUGUUCCCAGUGCAGGGCAGUUGCGGCAGCGAUCAGCUUUCACUCCUGCCACUGUUACAGGAUCAUCUCCCUCUCCUGUCUUGGGUCAGGGCGAAAAAGUGGAGGGGCUUCAAGCACAGGCUUUGUAUCCUUGGAGAGCAAAAAAAGACAACCACCUUAAUUUCAACAAAAAUGAUGUCAUCACAGUUUUAGAGCAGCAAGAUAUGUGGUGGUUUGGAGAAGUUCAAGGACAAAAGGGGUGGUUUCCUAAGUCAUAUGUGAAGCUUAUUUCAGGCCCCAUUAGGAAGUCAACAAGCAUGGAUUCUGGUUCUUCAGAAAGUCCUGCUAGUCUCAAAAGAGUAGCAUCACCAGCAGCAAAAGCAACUAUGUCAGGUGAAGAGUAUAUUGCUAUGUAUACUUAUGAGAGCUCUGAACAAGGAGACCUAACCUUUCAGCAAGGUGAUAUGAUUCUUGUGACAAAAAAAGAUGGUGACUGGUGGACAGGAACACUGGGUGAUAAAUCAGGAGUAUUCCCAUCUAAUUACGUGAGACUCAAAGAUUCUGAGGCUUCUGGAGCAGCUGGAAAAACGGGAAGCUUAGGGAAGAAACCUGAAAUUGCCCAAGUUAUUGCCUCUUACACAGCAACGGGUCCAGAACAGCUUACUCUUGCUCCUGGUCAGUUGAUUCUUAUCAGAAAGAAGAAUCCAGGUGGCUGGUGGGAAGGAGAGCUCCAAGCACGAGGGAAAAAGCGGCAGAUAGGAUGGUUCCCUGCUAAUUAUGUAAAACUUUUGAGCCCUGGUACCAGUAAAACUACACCAACUGAGCUACCUAAAUCAACAGCAUUACCUUCAGUGUGCCAAGUAAUUGGCAUGUAUGACUACACUGCACAGAACGAUGAUGAGCUAGCAUUCAAUAAAGGCCAGAUUAUAAACGUCCUUAACAAGGAAGACCCAGACUGGUGGAAAGGGGAGGUGAAUGGACAAGUGGGUCUCUUCCCAUCCAACUAUGUGAAGCUGACAACAGAUAUGGACCCAAGCCAGCAAUGGUGUGCAGACUUGCAUCUUCUGGAUAUGUUGACACCUACUGAAAGGAAAAGGCAGGGGUACAUCCAUGAGCUCAUUGUCACAGAAGAGAACUAUGUAAAUGAUCUGCAGUUGGUCACAGAGAUAUUCCAGAAACCACUAAUGGAAUCUGAGCUGCUAACAGAAAAAGAAGUUGCUAUGAUUUUUGUUAAUUGGAAGGAGCUGAUUAUGUGCAAUAUAAAACUACUGAAGGCUUUGCGAGUGCGUAAGAAGAUGUCUGGGGAGAAGAUGCCAGUGAAAAUGAUUGGUGACAUACUGACAGCCCAGCUGCCACACAUGCAGCCGUACAUUCGGUUCUGUAGCUGCCAGCUGAAUGGGGCAGCCCUCAUCCAGCAGAAAACAGAUGAAGUUCCUGAGUUCAAGGAGUUCGUUAAAAGGUUAGCAAUGGAUCCUCGCUGUAAAGGAAUGCCACUAUCAAGUUUUCUACUAAAGCCUAUGCAACGGGUAACAAGAUACCCACUAAUAAUUAAAAAUAUAAUAGAAAACACUCCUGAAAACCACCCUGAUCACAGUCACUUGAAGCACGCUCUUGAGAAAGCAGAAGAAUUGUGUUCUCAAGUAAAUGAAGGAGUGCGGGAGAAAGAAAAUUCAGAUAGGCUGGAGUGGAUCCAGGCUCAUGUUCAGUGUGAAGGCCUGUCGGAGCAACUCGUAUUUAAUUCUGUUACAAACUGCUUGGGACCACGCAAGUUUCUGCACAGUGGGAAACUCUAUAAAGCCAAGAGUAACAAGGAACUGUAUGGCUUUCUCUUCAACGAUUUCCUCCUCCUGACUCAGAUCAUAAAACCUCUUGGCUCCUCUGGCACAGACAAGGUCUUCAGCCCCAAGUCUAACCUGCAAUACAAAAUGUACAAAACUCCCAUUUUUCUAAAUGAGGUACUAGUAAAAUUACCCACAGACCCUUCUGGAGAUGAGCCCAUCUUCCAUAUCUCCCACAUUGAUAGAGUCUAUACGCUCCGGGCUGAAAGCAUUAAUGAAAGUGACAUCCCUUCCGAAAUACUCUUUGAGCCCAGCCAGUUCUUCAGGCAGCAUAAUCCCCACAGGACUGCCUGGGUUCAGAAAAUUAAAGCUGCUUCGGAACUUUACAUAGAGACGGAAAAGAAGAAGAGGGAAAAAGCCUACUUAGUUCGCUCGCAAAGAGCAACAGGCAUUGGGAGACUGAUGGUCAAUAUUGUUGAAGGCAUUGAACUAAAACCUUGCAGGUCCCAUGGAAAGAGUAACCCAUACUGUGAGGUGACGAUGGGCUCUCAGUGCCACAUUACCAAGACGAUACAGGACACCCUCAAUCCCAAGUGGAACUCCAACUGCCAGUUCUUUAUCAAAGACCUCGAGCAGGACGUCCUCUGCAUCACGGUGUUUGAGAGGGACCAGUUCUCCCCAGAUGACUUUUUGGGCAGAACAGAGAUCCGUGUGGCAGACAUUAAGAAGGAUCAGGGUUCAAAGGGACCAGUUACAAAGUGUCUCCUUCUGCAUGAAGUCCCAACAGGAGAGAUAGUCGUCCGACUAGACCUGCAAUUGUUUGAUGAGCCUUAGAAGGAAAGGGACCAAUGUUUUGUUUGUUUUUUUUUUCAGUCUGAGUUCACUGCAAUAGGUGUCUGCAGAAGCUGUCACUAAAUCCUUAUUGGUUUGGUAUGAAACUACUGCUUGCCCUUCACACACAAGAGGGUUAUCAAAGCAAACAGGAGCAUCUUUGUGCCUUGAUAAUUCUCACUGAAAAAUGGGUCCCAGUUUAGUGAGGAAAUCUCCCUCAAUUUCUCUAUGUGGAACCUGAUGUUAGUUUCCUGGGUUUAUGAAAUAACCUAGUUGUUUGUCGUGCUCCAGUCAGAAAGGCUGGAAAACCACAUAGGUUUCUGUGCUUGCUCCAGCUACUCUAUAAUUUACAAGAAGAAGGCAAUGUUGGUAUGUUUGGAGGCUUUCUGCAGGGUUUUCCCCCUUAAGGAAUUCUGUGCCUAUUGCUCAGCAAGGUGGUGUGUAAAUGUUUUGUGAAUGGAACAAGCAGUUAUGCAGUAAGAAGAUCUUUGAAGAUCUUCACGGUGAUGCUGAAAAGACUUAGAAAAUAAAUAGUCUAUAUCUAUAAACAGAGAAGAUUCUAUUAAGAUACCACUUCAUGACUCACAUUGCCCCCAAAAUAAAUAUAUAUACAGGCCUUCUGCACAGAGAUGAGUUGCACUCCAGAAGAGUACACCCACUCAGUACCUUCAGAAGAAGUGUUUGAACAGAGAGUGAAGGAUCGAAUAUAGAGCCCUGAUGAAUGUUGUGCUAUAACACUUCAAUACUGCUUUACUACGGCUGCUUAAUUGUGAACGCAGAUGGAUGAUAUGUCACCUGCAGUGGGGAAGAAAAAAAAUCAUGGCUGUGGCUCAGGAAGCUAAUUUCUACCCCGCAGAGUCUAGUUUGCCAAGCAAUCAGUGGUGACCCGUUAUUAAAUUGUACGGUGCCUAACUGCAUUUGACAUCAUGUUACUGAAUUCAGGGUGAUAGCACACUGUAGCUCACAACAGGGUUUGUUGCAAGCCGGGUUGGUCACAAGUGUGGUGGCAGCGAUACUAGAUGUGAAGAGAAGCAGAGAGUUCGUGAUUGUACAGAGUGGGUAACCCCAAAGUAAAAGUCUUGUUGUCUUGGGGAAUCAAAAGUUUCUACAUGAGUUUUACUCAACAAAUACACACGUAUAGGCCAACAUUCAGCAAAAUUCCUCUGUUUGGCAAAGCACCCAGCUUUAAGCAUGCACUUAUGUUGUGUUUCCCUUAAGUACACACAUAGGUGCUUUACUAAGCCCGGACCUGAGAUACGAUAGACCCCUUUAAGAGUAAAAUUCAUCUUUGUUCUGCCUGGAUUCAUUUUGUUCAUUACCUAUCAUGCAUACACUGGUAUUUUUGUAAUGACUUUAUUUCUGAAUGGGAGGUGUCAGCCUGUUUCAUUAGCAUGUGAAUGUUCUUGUGGAGCCUGUUGUUAGGUUUUGAUGUUCCUUGCAUGUCCUUUCAGUACUGGUUUCCACCUUUCCUGUAUAGGCGGUGUUUUCUAGCACUACAAGUCUUAUUGAUUUCCAUUAGGAAAUUAGGAUUAUCUUCAUAACAAAUAGGUAGAUGCAGUAUGGUAACAAGUGUAAACUGUGCUGGAAAGUGUCUGUGUAUUAUAAUUUCCUACAAUACCACUGUAAUGUUUCAAGCAAUGGGAAAAAAAAAAAAAAGUAUGUUGGAGGGACAACAAAGUUUACAUUUCAUACUUUUCAGAAUCGCUUUAUUAUUUAUUUAUUGAAGAUAGUGUAGAAUUUUGUAUCAGAAAUGACAGACAUACUUAUGUAUUUUUUGAAACAAAAACAGAGAUACACACUUUAGUUAGAAACUUUCAACUGACCACGUUUUAGAGGGAGUUUAACUUCCAAGGCAUGCAUUUGUUUACCACUAACUGGCAGAAAACACAAUUAAGAGAACUUUAAGUUUCUAUUUUUCAAUGUUGUUAAGAAAAUUGUUUCCAGUAAAAUAUGUAAAUAGAACUAAACCCAUGUUUUCCUAAUUCCAUAUCUAUACAUUUUAUUAAAUAUAAUGUAUAUGAAAAUACACAUUGUUGUGGUAGGAUUAAAAAAAAAAGUGAUAAAAUCUAUUAAUGGAGUAACAUUAAAUGUCAUUGUCUAACAUUUUAUUGCUGUCCUAAUUUUACUCAGUAGCUGUAAAUAUGGUGAACAUUCAUUUCAGUGUUUAGAAAGUAGAACCACAUUUUUAUGGUACCAUUUCACCAGCAUGAAUUACAGUAACAAAUAAAUAGACAAUUAGGGAAAAAAAAUACCAUGGAUGCAAUGCAGAAAUCCAGGCCAGGUUUUUGAAAGGAGCCUCAAGGAGCUGCAUAUUCCUCUGAGAUUCAGCUGGUGUUUGACGUGGUGGACAGGUAGCUGCAGGGGCACCUCCCAGAUUGUGACCCCUUAUCGUGAGCGUGUGGGAUUGCACCUUUUUGUGUAGGUGUAACACAACCGAGCACCUUCCUGACCACCAUCACUCAUGAUUUCCAUCUUACCCUCAGUGCACAGGAAUGUUUAGUUCCUGCUAAUGCCAAUGGAAGUUAUACAAACAUGAUGAUGAUGAUGAAAGGCUGGGCUUCAGCUCACGGAUAUCUAACAAAUCCCUUGUGAUCGGUCUAAUCCUGAAGAUGAAGCUUGUCCUAAUCCCUGUGCGUCGAGGACAGAAUGUAUAUACCCUCAGAUCCAACCUAUUGUGCAUCAGGAUGUUGCUAUUUUCUUUCUUGCUUGCCCUCAAUACUCCAUAGCAUAUCAGCGUGGUUGGCUUCCCAAGUGGAUCUGCUUCAGGGUUAGCCAAAGGUUCUUAGAAAUUCAUCAACUGCCUAUUUUUUCCUGUUCAGGCACAGCCUGAGCAGGCAAACACAACACGAUCUUAGGAAGUUAGAUGUCUUUUAGUGUAUAUAGAAAGGUGGCUGGGAUCAUCAUGAUGUGUGGAUGUUAAGCCAUCCGUCCUCUCUUAAGGGUGUCAUGUCCUGGCUGUCAGGCCAAACUGCUGGCCUCUGCUACCGUUGUUGACCACCUCUGGUUAUUGUUCUCUGAAUGUAUUGGUAAGAUAGCACACCUUAGAGUACGGGUCCCUUUGCAGCCUCUUUGAGAUGUGUGCAAACUUUUCCUAAUGUUUUGCAAAACAAACCCAAGAAAAAAUCUAAGCCCAGGUAAUACUUGAUCACAUUUAGGAGUGAAAGACCCAUCAGAUUUAUUCAGAUAAGCAUCUCCACUAAACUUGCAGAACCUUGUACUGUCUGUUGUGGAGCCCUUGGACUGGCUAUCUUCAUUUGCUUUUAUUCUCCUACGGCAAAAUUCAUCCUUGCACAGAGGGUGUGUACAAAGCCUGCCCAUUACCAGCCCUUGAACUGAGGCACUGGUGAGAUCGAACUGGUACAUGGGCCGCUGAGACAGGCUCUCAAGACAGGGUCUCAUCUCGAUCAUCUUUUUGCAGGCUCUAUUUUAUUGGAGAAGAACAUUUGCUUAGAAGUAGUACUUCAUCAGCAAACUCCUUGGCUGGCAUUCAAACCUUUCUAAAAAUAAUACUGUGACUUUUUCAUGCGUUCACUGCCUUCAUUGAAACAGUGAUAUUUUGCUUUUGAUAAACUGGGAGGGGAAAAAAAAAAAAAAAGUAAGAGAAGAAAUGGCAAAAUCUGCAAAUGUGAGAAAACAUGCAACAGAAGAAGUUGCUCUGGUAGUUUGGUUUCCAAGCUGUCAUUCCGGCAAUUGCAUUCUUCCUUCACAUACAGUAAGUUUAGCAAGGGAAGUGGUAUUUUUCCCUGGUGCUAUCUUGGCUUUAUGUCUUGCAGUUGAACUGAGUUAAUGGAAAAGAACCUGGAAUAGACCAACGCUAUGAAAGCUCCUUGCUUUCAUGGUGUGAUCCAGACAGCUCUCCUGAACAUCCAGGAGAUAUAUGCCCUUUCCAUGCAGCGAAUCGGCUGCACCAGCACCAAUGUGCCAGUUUUCCAUGUCUCAAAGGACUUGCUGCCCAGGGAAGUGGUGGAGUCACCAUCCCUGGAGGUCUUUAAAAGACGUUUAGAUGUAGAGCUUAGGGAUAUGGGUUAGUGGAGGACUUGUUAGUGUUAGGUCAGAGGUUGGACUGGGUGAUCUUGGAGGUCUCUUCCAACCUAGAUGAUUCUGUGAUUCUGUUUCCCCAGCUAUAUGAGGUUUUCAUCAGCAAUGUCAUCAUACACCAGCAUCUGCCGUGUCCCUUGUACCCAUUUAGGACCUCUCCAUCAUUGCAGACACUGGGAAGGCUCCUUCUGAUUGCCAUAAGGAUCAGCCUGAACUUGCAGACAGGUUUCCUCCCUGGGGGCAGGAAUCAGUUCUUGGGCAACCACCUGAGCUCAUUUUCCUUGGUGCUCAGUCAGAUGCAGCUGGCAGUCAUUAUGUCCAGGGCAGGUUCAGCUCUCCUCACUCACAGACCUGCUGCCUGAGCACACACCAACACCAUCUUUCCCAGCAGGGCCAGGCUGUGAGUGCCAACUUCCCACCCUGUGAUCCCAGAGGCUCCAAUCCCUUGCCAUAAGGGUUGAGGCUCAUAUUUGAGAUCACCCAGGUCCCCUCCCAGCCAUGAUUUUUUCCACCUGCUGAGCCCGUUGGCUCCCUCCGAGCCAAACUCUAGAAAAUACAUCUCGUGUCAUCUCCGUGCCUUGCUCCUCUGCGGUCCCACUAGGUUUUUCUUCUGUGUGUGUCAUGUGCACAGUAGUGCUUCUGUCCUGUAAUUAAUGACAUCCGUUGGAAAGCACUGCCCUUCCCUUCCCCUUGAACUCCACCGAAGCUCAGCUGUGUGAAACGGGGCUAUUUUGGGGGCUCCUUUCCAGGCUUCUGCCUCACAGCUCAGCUGGCAGCUGCUCAGUCAUCUCAUGCAGCCCUGGCUCAAUGAAGCGCUUCAGCUGAUGCUUACCUCUAAUUUGUGUCCCAGCUACUACAAAGGCAUGCUGAGAGCUAGCUGGAAGCCUGUGUGCUUUGCUGGAGAUGCAGGGAUGAGUUUGAAAGAUGUCCAUAAUAUAAAGUCUACGUUAUGAAGUUGAUUCAGAGGCUAUAAGGACUGGAAGGUUGCAAUAGGUAUAACCAGAGCAUCAAACAAAACAUCAAGGUUCAGGUAAAAAUCAGCAGUAGUUUAUAUUCUUUGCAGAUGGAUCUGUUUUCUUUCUUAUCUUCCUGAAAGUGAAUGGUCACUGGGAUAUAGCCACUAAACUCUCCAGAAUUGUAUUUACUGGGCAAAUCAGAGUUUAUAUACCUACAGAUUACAACACAUUUGGAAGCACUGUAAAAAUAAUAAUAAUAAAAAUAAAGCUGAUCUUGGCUCAGAAAUACCAAGCAUCUCUCCAAGAUUAAUGCUGGUAGGAAGGCAGCCUGUAAAGCCCUGAGAGGUUGUAUGCAAUUGGUGGUCCGACUUGGGCACCUUGGCAGACAUAGCACGUCACUGAGCUGACACUAAGCCAAAUGACUGAUAAAUUACAGAACUCUUUUCUAGAUGCACUUAAUUAUUAUAUAUUUUCUCAACAUGAGUUUGUAUGAGGGAACUUUUUAAACGUUCAUUUUAGAAUUUUUUUACCCUUAAAAAAAAAGAAAAAGAAAAUCACUUUUUGUUACAUGUGAGUUGGGUUGGGUGGGGGAACAUUGUGGAUAAUGAAGUUUUUGUAAUAUUAUUAAAUACAUUUUCAAGACUAAGAUGUGACAAAUCCAGACUUUUACUGCAACAGUGGUGUCUACUUUCAUGCUGCUCUGUUUGCCACUGUGAUACUUCAGUUUGUUCAAAUGGAGCAGUCAAAACCCUUGAAACAGAAAAGCUGGGAAUCAGGUGAGCUCACCUUAGCUUUGAGGGGUUUGCUCUGUAUGUACAUUCCACGUGGAUCCUGGUGUUUGUUCAGCCCAAACACUCCUGUCCUACAUGCAUAUCAAUGUAUCUAGAGUUAAAUACAUGCUUAUAUAUAUAUAUGUGAUUAUUUGUAUAUAUAAUAUAAAAACACAGCUACUUUGUCGUUGUCAAAUACUGAGUAAAUCUAACAAAAACGUUUAUAGGCACACAGUUUUGUUUGUUCCUUUAAAUAUUUUACAAUAAUGGCCAUCCUUGGGAAAUUAUUUUUCUGUACAUAUGUGGAUAUAUUUAGGACCUAAUUUAAAUGAAUAAAGAACAUGUUAAACUAGCCUAGUUGCUUGAUCUAGUUGUCAGAAAAAGGUUCUGCUGCAACUGCAGGUGAAUUCCUCGUGCUUCUUGUAGCACUGCAAAGUGUUGCUAACCCUGGAUUUAGGAUUUGUGUCUGGGAUCUCAGCCUGUUGUGCAAGUGAAGGGAGUUGUUGCUUCCUCUGAGCCCUUCUGUCAGGCUCUCAGGCAGCAGCUCCUGCCUUCCACAGUGAGCACAGAUGACAGGAGAAGAGGGGAAAAAAAGGAAGAAAUAGAGGCAGAGUGAAAACGUAAGAGCUUGGUAAGCAGCAGGCUCAUUUCCCCUCAAAAAAAAAAAAAUAAAAAUGGGGUGGUUUGUCUAGCAGGUGAUGGCCUGGCAGUGAAAUCCCUCCCAGGUAGUAGCUGCUCCACAGGGCAGGGCCUCGAGGUGAAACCCACACUCACCAGGAGGAAGGGAGAAAGUUGGGUGCAGGACCACAGAGCCCUCCUGGUGCUGGUCUGGGCACCUGGGCAACUCGUGCUCUUGGCCCUCUCUUCCUCUUGCCUUGCCUCAUCAGGGGUAAAAUGCAGAGCCUCCCCCAUGGGGAAGGUUUUCCUGAUGGGCUUUGGCUGAAUGAUCAGUAGCAGCCUUGCCAAUGUUCUCCUGCUGUGGCUGAUCACAAAAUAUCUUACGAGAACGUUACCCAAUGCCUUUGCUUCAGCCUGCGAGGAAGGAAUGGAAAUGGAGAGCACGAUGCUCUUGGCACUCACCAAGUGUCUGCGCUGGGUUGAAGCUCUUCCUCCUGUCCAGGCUAUAAAUUGUAAAGGGUUAGCGCUUUUCAGCAGGCUAAUUCACUGUUAACAGCUUUUGCAGAACACCCUAUUUCAGUCCUCAACUUGCCAGAACAGAGUUUAGAUUCUACCAACCUUUGCAGGCUUUGUCAUGGGUACUUUUUACUUAGUGUUGGUAAAUUGUUGAAAACCGUAGUAUUUUUUCAAUGUUAUUACUUAGAAUUGGGGAAUAUCCUCCCUGAUGAUGGUGGUGUUACUUUCUAGUGCACUUUUUGUUGCCAAACAAAUGGUAUCAGUUAAUUUCUUUUUCUUAAAAAAGGAAGUGUUUUACUGUAUGUUGUAUUCAUAAGAUCCUAAAGAUUGCAAAGGCGUAAUAAAAUAACUGUUACGUGUAUGUCUUAAGAUCUGGCCAGAUAGGAGGAAAAAGUUACUUUUCCUUUUUUCAGAGAAAAUACAAUGCACUUGUUUUGUUCAUUUACGCCAUAGGCAACUAUUCUACAGUUACACAUCCAUACUGUGAAUUUUUUGUUUGUUUGUUUAAAGCAUUUGUAGUAGGUAUAAUGAAUAAUUACAAAUCAUAUACCACUGUUUCUCAUUGGACAAUCUCAACUGUACUUUGGUUGCUCUAAAUGUGUUGUUUCCUCUGCCAUACUUGGUUAAACGAUUCUAUUUACAGGCGGUAUCAAAACUAAGCCAGUCUUUCAGCUGCAUUCACCUGUUUGAGGAAUUCUGCCACAUCCCAGACUGCAUUCACCGACAUUGAAACUGCAGAUCGGAUUUUAGUCUGUGCAAUUCGUUUGACACAGAUGAGACUGUAGUUGUGCAAGUGAAAUUAUGCAAGAAUAAACCCUGUUUUUUUUUCCAAGUUUAA
Anas platyrhynchos (mallard) is the source of this 13353-nucleotide messenger RNA. The record is from RefSeq and is a predicted model, not a curated record. Lineage: Eukaryota; Metazoa; Chordata; Aves; Anseriformes; Anatidae.